CAAGUGGAGAAGGGAGGAGGAGGAGGAAGAGGAGGAGGAGGAGGAGGAGGAAAACGCUCUCACUCAAGGGAGACACGCGUUCAUACAAGGACAGCAUAAAAAAGCGACAAAUUUUACUCCGUUUAAAGUGGAGAUAACAAAUUAUUUCCACUCCCCCAUCUCCAUCAUCUACCCCUGCAGCAAUUAAUCGUCCCACAUCACGUCCUCCAUUCACCCUUACAAAGAAAACGGCAAGUAAACACGACAAUAAGUCCUAGCUCACUCAACAUGAGGAGGCUCCGUCAGUUGAGCUCUGGAAGCCAAGACCAAGACCUUAACCCUGAGACUACUGCAGGAGACAUCGGGGAAACGCACUUGGGUCUCGAUGACAUCCGCGGAAGUCCACUCUCCUGGUGCCGGAUUGUUGGCAUUCACGUGAUUGUCAGGAACCAUCUAGGAGAGUACGUGGUGAGCGGCCUAAGCGUCACCCAGGCCGUGGCGAUGCUUGGGAUAAGUGUCGUGUGCCUGGGAAUAGUGGGGCGGAAGCUCUUCAUGCCUAUUCCUUUGUGGUUCUUCAUGGUUCUCUUCUCUGUCGUCUGCGGGAUUGCCUUCUGCGUCUUCGCCUUCACCCACACCUUCUGCAACGCCAGGAGGAUGCAGCGGUACAUGGCGGCCUUCGGUAAUGUGCCAGCGAGGGUCGGCAGAGGCAGGACGGUGAUGAGUGGUGUGUGUUACCCUAUGCUGGUGUCCGUCGCUACGUGUCUCCUGCUGCCGGAGUGGGUCAUGGCCUUGCCCAGUGUGCUUAUGACCUCUGCCGUGCCCGCCCUCCUCGACGCCUACAUGGUUUACUUCUCCAGGGGCCUCAGGGACAAGCUGCAGAACCUGGCGAGGGAGGUGAGGCGCCGGGACUCAUGGACGACGCGAGAAGUGAGUGAUGUGAGUCUCCGGUGGGUGGCGGUGACGCAGCUCCUUAAGGAACAUAACAAGAUCUUCAGCCUGACGCUUCUCCUUCGCCUGCUACUCACGCUGGUGCAGGCAAUGGCGUACCUCAUCGUGCUCUGGGCUACCACCAACAAGAUUCUCUCCUGUCUGCCUGUGCUCGCCGUCACCUUCUUGCCUCUCCUCGAACUAAUUCUUCGCCUCUUCCACCUCUGUCAAAGCGGUGAGGAGCUGGCCAGGGCGGGCGAGGGCGUGGUGGCUGGGGUGCGGUGCGCGGCGUACACACAACCCGCAGCCUCGGCCCAGCAGCUUGACCUGAGCGCCCUCGCUGCCCGCCUUGAGGCACACCAGACCCGCCUCCGCAUCUGGGGCAUGGACAGCCUGUCCAGCUCCACCUUCGUCACCAUCUCUGGCCUCGUGCUGACGUACCUAGUGGCGCUGAUCCAGUUCUGUGCCAGCGAGAGGAUGGACUGGGUGGGCGGCGACCAGCAAGGGGUGUUCCGCCGCCUCAACAUCUGCUUCCCGGAGGACGCGCAGAACCUCACCUACAGGCCUCUGACAGAAAGCAUGCCACCCUUACCGGCCUCCUUCGCUAGUCUGUGAAGGGCAAGACCGUGAAGAAAUUAGAAUAUGAAGUGAAAAUCAGUCUUCUUUUCAGUUUAAAUCCCUAUUCUAGGCUUCUAUGGAGUCUUUUCCAGGUGUUUCUUUCUAGUGCCAUUCUUUCGCUUAUUCAUUUGUCUCUCACGUAUUUUUCAGCCUUUUCACUGCGACAUGCACCAACUGACACUGAAAAUAUUGUGCAAAAUCUUAACAAACACUUACCAGAAAGAAAGAUAAAAAGUAACUAAAUGUACAGAUUGUCCAACUUCAAAUCAGUAAAAUGUUUAGAGGCGGCUGUGGAAUAAACAAGAAAAUCCUUAAAGAGGAUUGUGAUUAAGGAACAAAGCACUAAAU
This is a messenger RNA of Scylla paramamosain (green mud crab), 1872 nucleotides long. RefSeq lists its product as uncharacterized. The transcript has 4 exons. Gene Ontology annotation, cellular component: membrane. The record is from RefSeq and is a predicted model, not a curated record. Gene Ontology annotation, biological process: sensory perception of taste. The coding region runs from base 268 to 1521 and encodes 417 amino acids. NCBI's taxonomy places the organism in Eukaryota, Metazoa, Arthropoda, Malacostraca, Decapoda, Portunidae.